AUGACCAAGUUGUGCGAGAAGUAUAAGUUUCAACACUCGUUUUCUGCGAGUUACAAUCCGUCGUCAAACGGCCAAGCUAAAGCUUUCAAUAAGAUAUUGUGCAAUAUCUUGAAGAAGAUGGUCUCAGAAAAUAAAAGAGAUUGGCAUGAACGCCUCUUUGAAGCAUUAUGGGCUUACAGGACGACCAUAUGCAACUCAACAGGAUGUACACCGUACAAUUUGGUGUUUGGCUCUGAGGCUAUUCUACCAUUAGAAGUCCAAUUGGCAUCAUUAAGGGUAGCUUUACAGUUGACAAACCCCAAUGAAAAUGCAAAUGUGAGAUUGGCAGAACUGGAAGCUCUCGAUGAGAAAAGACUGGCAGCUCAACAAAGGCUCGAAAUAUAUCAAGCUUAG
Molecule: messenger RNA, 393 nt
Organism: Prunus armeniaca (apricot)
Lineage: Eukaryota; Viridiplantae; Streptophyta; Magnoliopsida; Rosales; Rosaceae
Source: the annotation of a GenBank genome assembly